Ixodes scapularis (black-legged tick) is the source of this 2100-nucleotide messenger RNA. RefSeq names its product zinc finger protein 501. Bases 444 to 1832 code for a protein of 462 amino acids. Gene Ontology annotation, cellular component: nucleus. The record is from RefSeq and is a predicted model, not a curated record. Lineage: Eukaryota; Metazoa; Arthropoda; Arachnida; Ixodida; Ixodidae. The transcript has 2 exons.
ACUCCCAAGUGGCCCGUUUGUCCGCCUUGGCCACUCACACAAACCGCUCGUCCGCUCGCAAGAAGUGCAAGAAGUCAUUGAAGCCGCUACAGCCUCUGUGAAGUCGCAGCACCAAGCAAAUAGUAUCCGAAAUCAACCGAUGCGCGGGCCUCAUGAACGUUUUUGACGUGGGCGGGCUGUGUGUCGACCUUCAACAUAUGUAGGAUCUUAUGGUUGUGACAGCAGAGGGGCAUGGGUUCGUUCCACCCGUUCCAACAUGGUUCCAGUGGUUGUGGUUCCCGUUUGUCGUCGUACUUCACAGACUUUACUCUGAAUCAACCUCUGAAUUUAAGUCACAACGCCUCUGUUUCCCGAUCUCCCGUGCUCCCGUCAUGAUCUCGUGAGCUGUUGACGACCUGACACCGCGGACACAAUCGGCUUGUUGGCGAAGAGCAGCGACGUCAAUGGAUUCUGAUCUCAUCGAGCACGGCGAUGGAGGUGCAUACUCCAAGGAGAUUGGCUACCUUCCGGAAACCACGACAGACAUUCUCUUCAAAUGCUGUUUCUGCACCUGUGUCACUGGAGAUCAGCAUGGGAUCGUCCAUCACCUGGUUUUCCACAGUGAUGAACAACAAGCCAAGUACCAGCCGUGCCCAGAAUCCAUUUCGAUGGUGGAAGACUUGGGAGACCAGACUGAGAUUCACAAGCCAGAAAGAACUUUCGAGUCUCACCUGUGUCCAACGACAUUCCAGAAAAAUACUCAACUGGUCGAUCACAUUCGAAUGCAUGAGGGUGAAAGCCCUUUUAAACAUAAGCAGUGGUCCCAAGCCUUUGCUUGGAAUAAGCCGUUUAAGUGUACUAUCUGUCCGGAGGCUUUCUUGCGAAGCUUAGAGUGUGUAGUUCACAUUCAAACACACACGGGUGAGAGAUCUUACAAUUGUGAGCAAUCUGUCCAAGCCUUCAGUCAGGGCGAGAAUUUGACGAAGCACAUUGGAACGCACUCGGAUAAGAGAUCUUUCCAAUGCGUGCUAUGUCCCAAAGUCUAUGGCACACGUGACAAUCUGAAACGCCACAUGCGGACACACACUGGAGAGAGACCUUACAAAUGCACAUCUUGUUCCAUGGCAUUCACUCAGGUCUUCCUUCUUAACCGCCACAUGCGAACGCACACAGGCGAGAGACCACACAGAUGUGAGGUAUGUUCCAGAGCCUUUGCUGCGCGUGGGAAUUUGAUAGAGCACAUGCGAAGGCACGCAGGUGAGAAAUGUUUCAAAUGCGAGCAAUGUUCUCUGGCCUUUUGCUCACGCGGUAACCUGGCGCGGCACAUACAAAGGCACGCAGGGGAUAGUUCUUUCAGAUGCGAGCAGUGUUCCAAGGUCUUUGUUACGCGUGGGAACCUGACACAGCACAUGCGAAGGCACGCAGGGGAGAGGCCUUUCAGAUGCGAGCAAUGUCCCAAAGCCUUUAGUGUGCGCAGUAACCUGACCCGCCACAUGCGGACACACACGGGAGAAAGACCUUACAAAUGCACGUCUUGUCCCAUGGCAUUCACCCAGCUCUUCCGUCUUAACCGCCACAUGCAAACGCACACGGGCGAGAGACCACACAGAUGUGAGGAAUGUUCCAAAGCCUUUGCUGCGCGCGGGACUUUGGUGGAACACAUGCGAUGGCACACGGGCGACAGAUCUUUCGAGUGCGAGCAAUGCCUCAAGACCUUUAGUUCGCGUGGGAACCUGACACAGCACAUGCGAAGGCACGCGGGGGAGAAACCUUUCGAGUGCGAGCAAUGUCCUAAGGUCUUUGCUUCGCGUGGGAACCUGACGCAGCACAUGGGAACGCACGAAAGGACGUAGAAUGGUAUGACUCGUGCCUAGAUAGGGUCCCGCGUUUUAAGAGUUUAUUUUUGUAGCGCAGAUUCGGUAAUUUUUAGAAAGAAAAUUGGGGCUUAUCUCGAAGAAAACGGGAUUGCUCGUUCUUAGAAAUCGUCCCGGUAUCGAAAAGAGAAGGAAACGAUAACCCUAAGGGGAUGUGGUUUUCAAAAAAGUUUCGCAGACAGUUCAGUGGAGGCUCUGUCCUUGGUUAACGCAAAAUAAAACUUGAUAAAGAUUUUCUUCCCGUGAA